AUUGAGUUUGAGAUGAAGAGAUUUCAUUCAUUGUUUUUAGAGUAAAAUUUUGAAGAUAGCUUCUGCUUAAAGAGAAUAAAAUUUGGAGUAGCAUCAGCGAAAGAUAAAUCCUCUGGUUACUACUAGUAGCCCUGAAGUAUCUUUUUCAUGGAGAACAAUUGAGCCUGGCUUCCUAUUUUUUGGUCAUGGGGUUUCUAAGGUUUAUAAGAAAGUAUAAUUACCCCUUCAAAGACAAAACUCGAAAUAGAGCAUGCCCAAUUCAGCAUUUGCAAAGCAGAGGCUUCUCAAAGACUGAAGUUUACAGUGGCAAGGCUGCAGUGCUUCCAGUUCUGAUCAUUGGAGCAGGACCUGUGGGUCUUGUUCUCUCUAUUCUUCUCACAAAAUUAGGUAUUAAAUGCUCAAUUUUGGAAAGAAACAAGGCAUUUUCUAAGCAUCCACAGGCACACUUCAUCAACAAUCGAUCCAUGGAGAUAUUCCGCAAAAUUGAUGGCCUUGUUGAGGAGAUCCAAAGGUCUCAACCACCAAUAGAUUUAUGGCGGAAAUUUAUAUAUUGCACUUCCCUCUCGGGUUCAAUUCUUGGAUCUGUAGAUCACAUACAACCUCAAGAUAUUGAGCAUGUUGUCAGCCCAGUCUCUAUUGCACACUUCUCACAGUACAAGCUUACUAUGUUACUACUCAAACGACUUGAAAAUCUAGGCUUUCAAAUAUGUGCACCUGAAAGCUCAGAAGGAAAUGAACAUCCUUGUGAAAAGAAAAUAAUGAUGGGUCGUGAGUGUGUAUCUAUUGAUGCCAGCAAUGACUUUGUAACUGUCACUGCAUCUUCUAUGAAUAAAGGGAAGCAUGUAGAACAGGAUAUCCGUUGUAAUAUCCUUAUUGGUGCAGAUGGAGCAGGAAGUACUGUGAGAAAACUCGCAGGAAUAGAAAUGAGAGGUGAAAGCGACUUGCAAAAACUUGUCAGUGUCCAUUUCUUUAGCAAAGGCCUUGGGCAGUUUUUGCUUAGGGAGAAUCCUGGCAUGCUUUUUUUUAUCUUCAAUGUUGAAGCUAUUGGUGUCCUUGUUGCUCAUGAUCUCAGGCAAGGGGAAUUUGUAUUGCAGAUACCCUUUUAUCCACCUCAGCAAACCAUUGAGGAUUUUAGUCCAAAGGCAUGUGAGAAGUUAAUCAGCAAACUUGUCGGUCAAGAGUUUGGAGAUGUGGAUGUAAUUGAUAUAAAGCCAUGGAUUAUGCAUGCUGAAGUUGCCGAGAGGUUUAUAUGUUGUGGCAACCGAAUUUUACUUGCUGGUGAUGCUGCUCAUCGAUUCCCUCCUGCUGGUGGAUUUGGAAUGAAUACUGGAAUUCAGGAUGCCCAUAAUCUUGCCUGGAAAAUAGCUUCUGUGAUAAAGGGUAUUGCCCCAUCUUCAAUGCUAAAUACCUACGAGAUUGAACGUAGACCGAUUGCUGUAUUCAAUACGACAUUAAGUCUAGAAAACUUUAGAGCUGCCAUGUCUGUUCCUGCUACACUUGGUCUUAAUCCUACUGUUGCAAACACAGUACAUCGAUUUAUUAAUGGGAUUGGUUCCAUCUUACCGCCCGGAUUACAGAAGAUAGCUUUGGAUGGAAUUUUUGCUGUAGGUCGUGCACAGCUCUCAGAAUCUGUCCUAAAUGAAAGUAACCCUCUUGGAUCCUCAAGGUUGGCAAAGCUAACACAUAUAUUUGAAGAAGGAAAAAGCCUUCAACUUCAGUUCCCUGCUGAAGAUCUCGGUUUUAGGUACCUACAAGGAGCAAUUAUGCCGGAAAGUAAUAAUGUUGAGAGUCUUCCACUAGUACCUACAGGUCGUCGGAGGGACUACAUCCCUUCAGCACAACCUGGAUCAAGACUGCCUCAUAUGUUUGUGAGAGUAAACCCAUUAAGUGAGGAGACUGUUUCUACACUUGAUCUUGUGUCUGGAGAUGAAGUUGAGUUCAUUCUCAUCAUAGCACCUGUGAAGGAAUCUUACCAUCUAGCUCGUGAAGCAUUCAAGGAGGCUGAGGAACGACAAGUUUCUCUCAAAGUGUGUGUUUUGUGGUCUACUGAUUCUGUUGAAGGACUUGAGAAAGGAAGUAAAGCAGCGUUAUCACCUUGGAAGAAUUAUGCAGAUGUUGUUGAAGUUAGGUCAUCAACUUCGAAUUGGUGGGAAAUGUGUAACAUGACGAACAGAGGGGCUAUUCUAGUUAGACCUGAUGAACAUAUUGCCUGGCGUACAAUUUCAGGACCUGAAGUGGAUCCUAGAGUGGAAAUGCAGAGGGUUUUUUCUGCUAUACUGGGAGUGCGCUAAUAAAAUCAAUAAAUACACUGAUGAUUUUUGUGUUGAUCCUUUCAUGAAUUCUUUUUAUAAGUAGUUUAGUUUUUGGUGGUCACCGAUUCUAAUAAUGAAAACAACCUCUCUGCUUACAAGGGCAAGACUCAUAUAUCUGGCCUUUCUCAGUUCUUCAUUUAUCAUUAGGCCAUAGUUCCAGUGGCUGCCUUUAAGAAUUAUAUAUUCUUGCACAGGAUGCGGUGUAGUUUAUGUAUUUUUUUUUUUAUGUAAUUUGAUUGGAUG
Messenger RNA from Gastrolobium bilobum, 2555 nucleotides. RefSeq lists its product as uncharacterized. Bases 186 to 2291 code for a protein of 701 amino acids. The record is from RefSeq and is a predicted model, not a curated record. NCBI's taxonomy places the organism in Eukaryota, Viridiplantae, Streptophyta, Magnoliopsida, Fabales, Fabaceae. The transcript is spliced from 12 exons. Gene Ontology annotation, molecular function: FAD binding.